AUGAGUUGGUGGGCCACGGCUUUCUCACUAGCCAUAAUUAUCGUCCGCCUCUGUGGUCGGUAUAUCCGCAUUGAGAGAUUCUUCCCUGAAGACAAGGUCAUGAUGAUUAGCGUGAUCCCAUUAACCAUUCGCAUGGUCCUUAUCCAUUUCGUCCUUAUCUGGGGCACCAACAACACCCAGCUCGGACAGGUGACGACGGAUGAAAUAUCAAGGAAGGAAAUGGGAAGCAAAUUGGUUCUGGCGGCUCGGAUCUUCUAUGCUAUAUUUAUCUGGACGGCCAAACUUACGGUCUGUGAAUUCCUCAAACGCGUCACGGGAAUCGUCACGCGCCGUUCCCUUCUCCAUAUUCCUACGCUUCAUCCAACUCUUCCUUAUAUCAACCCUGGUCGCCGUUAUUACCCGGGACCUAGUUGUCGGAGUGGAUAUGCCAACCUCAUCACGAUGGGCACAUGCGAUGUCAUCACUGAUCUACUUUUGGUCGCCUUCCCUGUCCCGAUCAUCCUCAUGGCCCAAAUCCCACUCAAACGCAAACUUGCCCUCACCAUCCUGUUCUGUCUCUCUCUGAUCCUAGUCGCCAUCACCUGUUAUCGGGUUCCGUCGGUUAUUGAACACUCUGGCUCACAGCAAUACCGCUCCCUGAUUGCAUCAUUCGAAAUCCUUGCCGCCACAGCUGUCUCGAACAUGGUUGUUAUCGGUUCCUUCGUUCGAGAUAGCGGUGUCAAGAAACUUAAGUACAAACGCGACCAAGGCUCUGCAUCCGUCAGCGAAAGCAUGGACAACAGCACCGUUCGGCGCAAUACUGUCAUGCAGUCUCAUUGGGGAAGUGACUCCGAUCUCGCCACCGGCAUGGGAAUCAAACUUGACCCCAAACUGUACUCCUCCACACCCGCAGGCAAUGUACCAGUCUCUGCUCCUCCCGUGCCACUUCUGGUCGCCCGCACCGGCUCCAUAGACCCAGCCUGGUCCUUCGACCAAGGCCGCUCAUCGGACGACCAGGCCUCGAGUCCAGAUAGCCUUGACAUCAAGGUUAGUCCACGCGAGUAUAUACAAACCAACCAAUCACCACGAGAAAGGGCAGCUACCGCUUCUUCAAACCUCUCAUCCCCUCGUGUCUCUUUCUUCGAUGUCGGCGGUCUCCUGAACCAAGAUGAGCCUCAAGUUCAGCCUAUCCAUCGUUCCUUCACUCUCAUUCCAUCUCAUCCCUCCCAAAACAAUCUGGAACCACGAAGGAAUCGACGCGGGAGUCGAGCUUUCCUCGAAGAUCUCGGUGUUCUACCUCGUCCAACUCUAUCCACUACACAGAGAGCAUAUACAUCGCCAGCUUCAUUGGAUACUUUAUCCCACAGUCUUCCACCUUACCGAGCUUCUCCCGUCGUCUCGCUUGAUGUCGAUGUCGAACUUCAAGAUGUCGGGGGCCUCUUAUCCAGGAAUAGGGCGCCCCUUUCAUGA
Messenger RNA from Penicillium waksmanii, 1449 nucleotides. RefSeq names its product putative integral membrane protein Pth11-like. The coding region runs from base 1 to 1449 and encodes 482 amino acids. NCBI's taxonomy places the organism in Eukaryota, Fungi, Ascomycota, Eurotiomycetes, Eurotiales, Aspergillaceae. The transcript has 3 exons. The record is from RefSeq and is a predicted model, not a curated record.